Molecule: messenger RNA, 1500 nt
Organism: Aspergillus niger
Lineage: Eukaryota; Fungi; Ascomycota; Eurotiomycetes; Eurotiales; Aspergillaceae
Exons: 5
Coding region: 1-1500 (499 amino acids)
Molecular function (GO): oxidoreductase activity
Source: RefSeq, a predicted model, not a curated record
AUGACUCUGCGCUAUCUUUCUUCAUCUUCUUUGAGUCAGGUGCUCAGACGGACUGCCUCUACUGCUUCUAUAUUGCGCUUCAAAGCGUCUUCAUACGAUCUGCCGAGAAUGAACUCGUCAACUGCUACCACUACUAAUAUACCCCGAUCUCUUCUGAACGAUGCCAUUAUGGCAACAUCUACGAAUAUCCACCUCUCGCCUGAAACAAAUCCUGGAAUCAUCUCGCAUAAUGUGAGCGAGGAGUCGGCUCGCGUGGCGAGUGAAGUUCUGCAGGAGGAUAUGCUAUCUCAUCAUGUGUUUUUUAAUCAGAGUGGGUUUCAUAACCACAUCCCCCACCAUAUUCUAAGCCUAUAUGCCCUCGGUGCAACACCCCAACAGAUCCGCGCCGCAUAUGAAAAGAACAGCAGUUAUCAGCGGCCCAAGAUACCCGUGGAUGAGGAUGUGGUGAAUCAGAUGGGAGACGAAAAGGGGUUCCUGAAGUAUCUGGGGCUGGGGAAGCAUUAUAGUAACUAUCUGGAGUUUUUCCAACGUCAGAUGAAGGAGAAGGGGGAGGAGAGGGUAUUAGGGGAGUAUCUCCUCUCGGAUUCGGGGGCUGAGGUGGCUGAGAACAUGCUGGGGAGGUUGUUUGGAGGUUUAAUCCAUCCAUUUAUUCACUUCGGAUUCGGUCUCGAGUUCAAUCAGCCUGCUAUCGUAGCUGAAGGUCUGGCACAGGCGGCUGUUCACGAGGACUGGUACGGUCCGUUAUUCUUCUGGCCUGUGGAAAAGGCAGCCGGGGGAGUGGCUAUACGAGGGAAGAAGUCCAUGCUGCAGAUCCUGGAGGAAAUUCGAGCCGAUGAGAAGCUGGCGCGGUCUGCACAGUAUGAUGAUAGCCAGCGGAUGAAGAACGGGGUGCUGAAACGGGCUCCAGAUGAGAUGAUCAAAUAUGCGGCGGAGUUUACGGUAUCCGUAGAUCAGAUUGAGCAGAAGAUGGUGGAGAUUAUCAAUACUGUUGCAUACUUCACUAGUGCCGCUCAGCGCCCCGAUAAACAGAUCAAGUUCGAUUUCUUCUACAUCCACGGGGUCAACUCGACUAUCUUCCUGUCGAAGAUCAUCCGAUUGCCGUAUCUGGAUGACGUGACUAAAGCCCGGAUUCUGGAGUGGACAGGCCGACUGGAUCUGUUGCUCUAUGUAGCGUAUGGAGCAGCGGAUUUGCAUCUAGAUGAGAUUACGAGGUACCCGGCAGCGAAGAGCUGGGAGGAGAUCUAUGCUUAUUGCAAUGCUCAGUCGAGCGAUGAUGGACAUCUGCCCAAGUUGGUGCGAGCUUUGAAGAAUGGUGAGAGAGCAUGUCGGCCGUACGAAGACCGGGCUGAGGAGUUGGGGUUGAAGAUUAAGGGCGAUAUGUGGUUGAAGAUUGCGAAUAUGGUGAUGGAUUCGACUGCUGGCCAGGAUCCCCUGUGGGUCCGCGGAGCGGGUUUUGAUGAGGCGUGGAAGAACUUGGAGGACCGACGAUCCCGGCUGUAA